CGACGUACAAGUACUGAGAGCAUCCAGCGACAAUGCUAGCCUGACUCGCUCCUGUAAGUACGAUAAACCAGUUGACCACUUCAAAAAGUUGCUCAAUUAGCUGUGAGAGCCGGUCUCCGCCAACAAAGUACGAUUCUCCCUAACGAAGCUCCCCUCCGGAUUUGGCACCUCCUUGGCAUCACCCCACCAUGGCCCCUCACAUCACCAUCCGCAACUUGACCUCCGACUCCAUAACCGUCGUCCUCCUCGAACGUUUCUCUCCCCCAGGCCAUGACGACCCCGGCCACGUCAAGAAGUUGAGCAGCCUCACCCGCAAUGUCACCGAGUUCGUCUCCAACGCCACCGGCCUUUCCUCCCUUGGUCCUCCAUCCCGAAAACUCCCCGACAACGCCCAACCCUAUGCCCGUCAAGAUGUCGACCUCCCCUUGGACUCCUUUGCGGCACGAAGCACGGAUCUAGCGCCAACAGACCGGUCGGCAGACGACAUCGCCCGCCUCACGGUUUCCGUCGACAACCAGCGCUACCGCAUCGACGUGCCUGGGCCGCAACCCAAAUAUGGCAGCCAGACCUUCACCCCCUUGGACCAAAGCCCCCGACGGGAGCUGACGGGCAUCUGGCUCUCGGGCUCCUCCACCCUGGCGGUAUACUCCUCCGCCCAUCUCGACAGCUGGAUGCGUGAACUGCCCGACCACCUCCCCUUAUCCGCGCUCUCCAUUCCCGGCACACACAAUAGUCCGACCUGUCAUUCCGCGCUUCCCUCGGUCCGCUGCCAGGCCGUCUCCCCACGCGAGCAGCUUCUCAACGGUGUGCGAUUCUUCGACGUCCGCGUGCAGCCCGAGGAGCCGGAGAACCCGAACCACGACGGCCUGGUCCUCGUGCACGGCGUGUUCCCCAUCAGCUUGACGGGGAAAAAGCACUUCCGGGACCUCAUGAACGAGAGCUUGGAGUUCCUGGACCAGCACCCCAGCGAGACGCUCAUCAUGUCGAUCAAGCGCGAGGGACCCGGCACGCACAACGAUGCGCAGCUGGCGGAGAAGUUGGCGAGGCAUUAUGCCGGGGACGAGGGGAAGUGGUUCACGCAACCGAGGGUCCCAACGCUGGGGGAGGCCCGGGGUAAGAUCGUCCUGUUCCGCCGGUUUGGACUGUCCGAUGAAUUGAGACAACGGAACGAUGGACGCGGGUGGGGAGGCCUGAAUGCGGAGAACUGGGCAUACAAUACCCAGGACUGUGAGACCGGCGAUGUGCGCGUGCAGGAUUUCUGCGAGGUGCUAGAUACCGUGAAUAUUGAUGAUAAGAUCAAAUAUGUGACCGAGCAUCUGGCACGGGCAGGCGGCGUGACAUGGCCAACGGAAGGCGAUACCGGGAAAGUGUUUGUGAACUUUUUGACCGCUAGCAAUUUCUGGAGUCCCGGUUGCUGGCCGGAUAAGAUUGCUGCGAAGCUUAAUCCGGCCGCAAUAGAUUUUUUGGCAGGCAAGCAGCAGCAUGGGGAUCAGGGUGAUUGGGGUACUGGGAUCGUGGUCAUGGAUUGGGUUGGAGAUGAAGGCGACUGGGACUUGGUCAGGGCAGUAGUGGGUAUGAAUGCGAGGAUUAUGAAGAGGACAAGACGAUGAUCUAAGAAUGAGUUUGCUGGUAGGAAAGCGUCAAUUCCAUCUUGGAUGUUGAUCGUAACGACAUAGCCAAGAUGCACAAAAGCCUCGGAAAUGAUACCGUAUUUCUUGCCACGACGUUCCCACUCUGCCCGAUUAUAACUUCCUCGACUU
Messenger RNA from Eremomyces bilateralis CBS 781.70, 1760 nucleotides. RefSeq names its product phosphatidylinositol phospholipase C. The transcript has a single exon. Gene Ontology annotation, molecular function: phosphoric diester hydrolase activity. The record is from RefSeq and is a predicted model, not a curated record. Gene Ontology annotation, biological process: lipid metabolic process. Lineage: Eukaryota; Fungi; Ascomycota; Dothideomycetes; Eremomycetales; Eremomycetaceae. The coding region runs from base 189 to 1610 and encodes 473 amino acids.